GUGAGUGAGGAGUGAGGAGUUAGACAGUGGAGGGACUUUGCUGCAGGGCGCCGGUCGUCGUCAUGAGGGAGAGGAGGACUCCGCAGCCGGUGGUGGCCCGGUGCAAGCUGGUCCUGGUGGGCGACGUCCACUGUGGCAAGACGGCCAUGCUGCAGGUGCUGGCCAAGGACUGCUACCCGGAGACCUACGUGCCCACGGUGUUUGAAAACUACACAGCUUGCCUGGAGACGGAGGAGCAACGUGUGGAGCUCAGUCUGUGGGACACGUCAGGCUCCCCUUAUUAUGACAAUGUGCGCCCCCUCUGCUACAGUGAUUCAGAUGCUGUCCUACUCUGCUUUGAUGUCAGCCGCCCUGAGACCAUGGACAGUGCACUGAAGAAGUGGAAAACAGAAAUCUUGGACUACUGUCCCAGCACCCGCGUAUUGCUGAUUGGUUGCAAGAUAGAUCUGCGCACAGACUUCAGCACCCUGAUGGAACUAUCCCACCAAAAGCAAGCUCCUGUCUCGUAUGAACAGGGUUGUGCUGUUGCCAAGCAGCUUGGAGCAGAAACCUAUCUGGAGUGUUCAGCCUUUACAUCAGAGAAGAGUGUGCACAGCAUCUUCCGGACAGCGGCAUCCAUCUGCCUCAGCAAGCCUGGACCCCAAACCCCCAAAAGCCCAGCCCGGAGCUUUCCCAAGAGACUCCUCCGCUUGCCCAGCCGAUCUGAGCUCAUCUCCUCCACUUUCAAAAAGGAAAAAGCAAAAAGUUGCUCCGUCAUGUGAAGUGGCCACCCACUUCUGGGAGCAGAGGGUGGUGGUGGAACCAGUGUGGACACUGGACCCUCCAGUUGGCCCUUCUGGGGUGGGAUUGGGGGGCUGCUUAGUUCCUGUGGGCCAGGCCCUAGAGGAUCCAGAAGGGUCCAGUUUCCCCCACUCUCCCUGGCUUGAGCAGGCGUAUCAUCCCUUCCGCAUUGCAAUGCUUCCCAACAUGCAGCCGCAGUGUGCGCUUCCAGGCUUAGGCCUGAGGGGGGAUUGGCUGGACUGCAAGAGUGAAGGUUGGCCCAAGACCUGCCCUGUUCUGGAAGGCCUUUGGGGCUAGGUAUAGCAACAACUUGGACAGUGGUGGCUCCUCCGUUUACUUGAAACAAAAUUGUUCCCCCAUGCACAAACACUCUCUGAUGCACAGUUAAUAAUAAUCUCAUUGGGCCCUGAUCAUCUUCUUCAUCUGCUGCUUGUCUCGUUGCCUGUUGGGAGCAGGCUGAUUGCAGACACCUCUCCUUUCUCCCCCCAUUCCUCCCCCCCCCAUCACCCCAUAUCCUCCCCUUUACUGUCCCUCCUCCCUCUAGGACUGAGGUGUCUGGGCAUCCUCUGCUUCUCCCUCAGGAGGUGAAAAAUAGGGAAGGGAGGAGAGAGGGAAGUGACUGUUUUAUAGACAUUAUCUCUGUUUGUGGGAAGGAAAGGAAAUGGGGAGGGGGGUUCUGUUAAAUGUUUGGUGUUAUUAAAAGAGAUCUUAUUUAUUAAUGAAAAUAUAAUGCAGAGUAACAACUUGGUUCCAAGAACUUUUCUUAUUUGUGGGAGGAACUCUUUUGGUUUUUCCCCUAUGGGAAGGAAAUUGUGGAAGGGGAGGGGUUGCCUUGCGCACUCCACACAAGGGUGCACCCUUGAUUUCUUCAUUUCUCAUCACUUCCAGACCUGAUGCCCACAAUAUCUAGCACAUUGAUUCUUAGCCUUUGCUUGGGUCACUUUAAGCAUCUGAUGAAAGCUGUGGUUCCCCUCCCAGGGGAAAAAAUAAUGCAACAGCCUUACAAUUUUGAAAGUGACAGAAGAAAUCAAAAGAUAUUUAGGCAUAUAUCCAGUUCAUGGAUUUCCCCAGAGGCCCAUGAGUCACAAGCUGAGAACCCCUGCUCUAGCGAUAUUGGGAAGGGCUCUAAUUUGGUAGAUGUACACCUACUCUGCAUGCAAAGGGCUCAGGAUUAAUUCAUUAACAUCUCUCGUUGAAUGGCCAAACAGGGUUCCUUUCCUAAGACUUUGUUGAGCAGCUGCUGUCGUGCUACAAAGUGGUUCUCACCUUGGGAUCCUGAGCAUGCUUUCUGCAAGUCCCAGAAUCUCUGACCAUUGAUCAUGCUCACUGGGGCUUCCAGGAGCUUAAACCCAGCACAAUUUAGGUUCUGGAAUUAUUGCAAAGGGCCAUCCUUCUGUGCUUUUGGUUUACAUGCAAGGAUGUUACUGCUGUGUUGAUCUAGCAUAUGUGGCUCAUUUUUUUUUUUCAAGCUAUAGUGAGCCUUCCCAACUCAAGUAGAAAAGAAAAUUCAGGUACAGUAUAAACUGGGUUCACUUUGUCUCUCUGGCUAUCUUGAAUUGGGUUUGAAGUGAACAUUGGUUUGGUGCCAUAAUCGGCGCCUUAGGCAUCUGAAACAUGGCUCGCUGUAUGUAUUUGCUCACAAGAUUGAGUCAGUGAACAGUGGACCCAGAGGCUCUGGAGAGAUGCCAAUAACAGUACUGGAGACCUUUCCAGGAAAACAACUUGUUUUUUGCCACACUGCUUGCUACUUCCUUCCAAAGUUGCCUGUCUACCACAUAACAGGUAUAGACCAUUAUGAAGACCACAUUAUCAUGAAACCGGGUUUCAUCACCAUGUUUUUCAGGUCAGCACCCAUUCUUCAUGGUGUAUUGGCUAACAAUUUACAUGUUGGCAGCUUAUCACAUCUCAAUGGAUCUCUGCAAUUGCUAUAUCCCUAUUAGCAUCUGGUACAGUUUCAAUGACUGGGUAUUUAUGGUAAGGUUCCAGUGGAUGAGUUCCUUUGUUCAGAAUGUAUUUCAAUUCAAGAUAGACACGAAAUUUAAAGCAGCAGAUGGGGAAUCUUUCAGACUUCAACUCUCAGAGUCCCAAGCCAGCAUGGCCAAACUAUGGUGGGCUUGUCCAAAACAUGUGAAAGGCCAAAGGUUCCCCAGUUCUUCCUUUAAGGGGUUGUCACUAUUCUUUUGAACCUCUGGAUUUCAGUGGGUCUUCCAUACUGAUGUACCUGCCAUGAUACUCCUCUCCAUUGCAGUAAAUUCUGGUCCAUAUGCUUAGGAUAAAUGUCCAAGCACAUUGGGCUUUGUUGCUGGAAUACUUUGUAUCUUGAACAUAUUUCAGUAUAUUUUCUAGAUCACCCUAUCUACUAGUGUGUAUUGUUUCAUUUGAGGCUGCUACAGCCAUCUAACUCUACUGCUUGACAUAUGAGCAGCAGGGCAAAUACUGAAGUAAGUAGACAGCAAAUCCUAAUAUUGAAGCUGGAACAGAGCAAUGGAUGCAACUAGAUUAGGGGAUGUAGGAUGUACAGUCUUCCAAAUGUUGUUGGUCAUUAACUCCCAUCAUAAUAAAGUGUUUCCUCUGAUUAAAUCA
Sceloporus undulatus (fence lizard) is the source of this 3363-nucleotide messenger RNA. RefSeq names its product Rho family GTPase 1 (gene RND1). Gene Ontology annotation, biological process: small GTPase-mediated signal transduction. Gene Ontology annotation, molecular function: GTP binding; GTPase activity. Lineage: Eukaryota; Metazoa; Chordata; Lepidosauria; Squamata; Phrynosomatidae. The coding region runs from base 63 to 761 and encodes 232 amino acids. The record is from RefSeq and is a predicted model, not a curated record. The transcript is spliced from 5 exons.